This is a messenger RNA of Scheffersomyces amazonensis, 1798 nucleotides long. Its product is annotated as putative alcohol acetyltransferase. The transcript has a single exon. Bases 271 to 1686 code for a protein of 471 amino acids. Lineage: Eukaryota; Fungi; Ascomycota; Pichiomycetes; Serinales; Debaryomycetaceae. The record is from RefSeq and is a predicted model, not a curated record. Gene Ontology annotation, molecular function: N-acetyltransferase activity.
CUAGAGUGGUUCGGUGUUUAUGCAACUUGAUAUCUUCUUUACCAUUAGCUCAUCUUAGACAUAUUGAGAAAUUAAGGUUCAUAUAUAUAACUUUAAACCUUUCAUAUAUAAAUUAGUGCGAAGCCCCCCAAAGCUCCCAAAGCUCCAAAAGCCCCUAUAUAAAAAGCCAGGUCAACUCUAAAUUUUUCAAUCUUUGGUACUAUCUAUGGAGAAGAAAAUCUUUACCUUAUUACCUUAUAGCAUAUUAUUAAACUUCUAAACAUAAUAGAUAUGGUUCUUGAUAGACACACAAGAGGUACGACGUACUAUGAGAAUAAUUAUAUAGUUAGAAAUGUUGAAUCUAUGUAUCAUAAUUUUAAUGUUACAGCUCAAUAUAAUAUAAAAUUAACUCCACAAAUUUUAUCUCAUGGUGUUAGAAAUUUAAUUUUAAAUAAUCCUAUAUUUACAGUUAAUUAUUUUAAAGGUAAUGAUCCUAAUCCACUUAUAUUUGAUUAUACUGUUAAACCAAUUGAAAAAAUUCAAUAUAAUGAUAUAGUUGAAUUUGAAACUAUUAAUCAUGAAUUUAAUGAACAAACUUUGAAAUCAUUAAAUUUAAAACGAUUUAAACUUAAUGAUCAAAAUAUUUUAUGGAAAUUAUAUAUUUAUGAAUUUAAAGAUAUUCAAUAUGUUUCAUUUUGUUGUGAUCAUGUUUUAUUUGAUGCCAAUGGUGCUAGUGCAUUCCAUGAAGAUUUAUUAAAAGAAAUAUCGAAUUUAAAAAAUAAAUCUUUAGAUAUUUUAGAUGAAAUCUUUAAUUAUGAAAAUGAUAAAAAUGAUUUAGCAAGUUUACCAGAAACUACUGAUAAAUUAACUAAUCUUUUUAGUAUUUUAUAUAGUUGGACUAAUUUACAAAUUUGGAGUGAUCUUUUACCAAAUUAUAUUACAAAUUUCUUUUAUAAGAAUUUUCAUAAUAUUGAUUUUGAAAAGAUUCAAUUAUUCACUAAUAAGAUGAUUCAAAGAAGAACUGAUGUUAAUUAUCGUAUGGUAACUUUAACUAAUAAUGAAUCAAGGAAUUUAUUAAAAAAAUUACGAGAAAGAAAUACUACAUUUACUCCUUAUUUUCUGGCUAUUGUUUGUGAAUUACUUCAACUCAAAGUAUUUCCUUAUAUUGAUGGAGAAAAAUUAAUUAAAUUAACUGUUGUUGUAAGUGGAAGAAGAUAUUAUCCAGAACUUAAGAAUCAAUUAAAAUAUAAUUUCUGUGUUAGUUCAUGUUGGAUGUAUAUAAAACCAUUUAAAAAAUUAUUUGAUACUAUUACUAAUAUUGGGAAUAAUUUAAAAUAUGAUAUAACUACAAGGAAACCUUUCCAAUAUGUUGGACUUUUAAAUUAUAUAGAUAUACCUAAAUUAAUUCUUGGAAGAAUUGGAAGUUAUGAAAGAUCAACUAUAGAAGUUUCAAAUAUUGGAUCAUUUAAUUUUGAAACUAAUGAUGGACUUAAAAUUUCUGAAUUAUGGUUUAGUCAAGAUAUUGGACAUUCAGGACAUUUUGUAUUUUCUAUAACUAGUACUUCAACUGGUUCUUUACAUAUGGUUGUUAGUAGUUUGGUAGAUUGUGAAGAUAUUUAUAAUCCAAAUACUAAUGUUAAAGUAAUGGAUGAAUUUUCAACUGCCCUUAAAUCACGCUUAUUACAUGCUAUAGACGACGAAUUAUAGAUAAAAUCAUAUUUAUUUAUUUAUUUAUUUAUUUAGUUAGUUAGUUAGUAACUAAAUAUCAUCCUUAAUAAACUAAUUUCUACCUCAAGAAUUAAACUUACAUGAAAGCAUA